GUUGAGCCAAGUUUGAAGAGUUGACGCGCUGAAGCCGAAGCGAAGUGCUUUCAUCCUGGCCUGCAUAUGUCUUCAUUAUACAUUUUGCGUUCGUGCAACAUUGCAUUGUCGCGUUUUUCGCAAUGUAGGGUAGAAAAACGCUAAACGCUUUUCUGGAGAGUCGUCUAACACAGCGGAUUUGCUUUGUUUACCGUUAGCUCGUUAGCUAGCAGGCUAUUGGGCUACAGAGAAUGCAUGCCACGGAUAGCAUUACAAAAUGUUAGCUAGAGGAACAGUUUGACACCUGAUAUUAAAGCUAACGUUAAAGUUUGCCUAGGCUUUCCCCCGGAAUAUUAUCGCAAAGUGUUCGCUGUCACCAUGGCCAGUGUACACGAAAGUUUAUAUUUUAAUCCCAUGAUGACCAAUGGCGUAGUCCACGCCAACAUCUUUGGAAUAAAAGAUUGGGUGACUCCAUAUAAAAUAUCUGUUUUGGCUUUACUUUAUGAAAUGAUCACUUCAAAACCAAUGGCACUCUUGGAGAGACGACGCUUGAAUAAACUCAUCCUUCCCCUGCAGCAGGGCCCGGACCUAACUCUUAAACAGUUCUUGAUGAUUGUGGAAUUGUGCUGCCCUGAAACAAGUUUCGAGCUCAGAUGCAGGCUUUAUCAAAUGGCAGAUGGCGAGCUGAAAGAUAUGGAACAUUUCUUCUCCACUCUACCAAACCCCUUCAGUGACUCAGAGGUGUACAAGACCAGUGUGGUUGGUUUGUUCAUGCGGCAUAUGCUCCUGGCUUAUAACAAGCUGUCGUUCAGCCAGGUAUUCAAACUGUACAAGUCCCUGCAGCAGUACUGCAACAAGGACCGGUGGGUAACUCCCAGCUCUGGUCCUCAAGCUGAGCUGCCAUCUGCUGCCAACGAGGACAUGGAGCUGACCAGCACUGAGGACACAUCAGUGGACCGGGUGGACGGCGUGGACAGGGAGGAACCUGAUGCUGGUCCACUGCACCAGUCAGAGCUGUGUGGCCAUGACACCACAGGUCCACUAUCGCAGAAGCAAGCCGAGUACUUCUUUGCCAGACAGGCGUACUUGUUGAAAAAUGAUGAGAACAAGGCCAUGACGCCAGCCAUCCUGCAGAAUGAACUGAACAACAUCCUGAAGUUCAACCCAGACUUUGCUGAGGCGCACUACCUGAGUUACCUGAACAGCAUGCGUGUGCAGGACAUCUACAUCGCCACCCACAGCCUGCUGCACUACUUCGACCGGCUCAUUCUGUCGGGCGGAGAGGGCAAGAGCAACGGGGAUGAGGGCUACGGGCGCAGCCUGCGUUACGCCAUCCUCAACCUGGCUACUCUGCACUGCCGCUUUGGACACUACCAGCAGGCAGACCUGGCACUGCAAGAAGCCAUCCGCAUUGCUCAGGAAGCCAACGAUCAUGUGUGUCUUCAACACUGCUUGAGUUGGCUUUAUACAGUGGAGCACAUGAGAGGAUCAGACUGUGUGGUGCUCACAGAGGACUCUGUCAAAAUGGCCUCCCACUUUUGUCUCCCGUACUUGGCCUCUCUGGGCAUUCAGUCUUUGGUCCAGCGGGGGGCGACGCAGGGCAUGACUGCCAACAAGCUGCUGGACGCCCUGCGGAGCACCGACAUGGUGCACUGGAAGCAGAGUCUCUCUGAGCUCAUCGAGAUCAGCCUGGCCCAGACCACCUCCAUAUGGAGGAUGUACGGCAAGAGCACGAUGGCCUGGCAGCAGGCCCAGCUGUUGCUGAACAUGAACAGCCUGGAGCCGGUCAACUUCGGAGUUCAGCAGAACAACACCGAGGCCUUCGCCGUGGCCCUCUGCCACCUGGCCGAGCUACACGCCGAUCAGGGUCUCUAUGGGGCUGUCACCGACAUCAUGGCGCACCUGAAGCAGCAGUUUCCCCCUCACACCCAGCACGCUAAGCUGUGGAUGCUCUGUGACCUGAAGAUUCAGUUUGAGAAAGCAAUGAAUGAUGGGAAAUACCACCUGGCAGAGCCUCACGUCACAGCAACCGCAGCUCUAAACAGGACUGAGGGACUCUACAGGAAGGCUCUGCUACUGAAAGCGCUCCAUCGGACAUCUGAAGCCUCGAAGAUCCUGCAGCGACUGCAGCAGCUCUGUGAGAAAAACAAGAGUACUGAGAUGAUCAUCAGGGUCUUGUUGGCUACAGCAGAGCUGCACUGGGACUCUUGUGGCUUUGCCACAGCCCUUCCCCUUCUCCUGCAAGCACUCACUCUCUCCCGCCAGCACAACUUACAGAGCCUGGGCUCUGAGACAGUGCUGCACUUGGCUUUCACACAGCUGAUGUUGGGGACUCCGCAGCAGGCCCUGGCUCUGCUGGAGGACGUGCUGGAGUCCAUCCUGGCCCAUGGUUCUCUGAUGGACAAGGGCCGCGCCCUGCUGCUCAUGGCCCGCUGUCAGCUGGCCCUGGCUGGGUCUGCAGCAGAGGAGGACAGGCUAGCAGCUUUGGAGCAGGCAGUGGAAACCCUGGAGGAGGCCACGGCCUACUUCUCCCGUCUGGACUGCAGCGAGCGUCUGCGGGAGAUCUACUACCUACAGGCGCGUCUGCACCACGCCCUGGGCCACACCGCCCAGCGCAACAAAUUUGCCAUGCUCUUACGUCUGCUGGACCAAGAACUCCCGCUGUCGGGGGCAACAGUCCUGACUCACAUCUAGGCAGCAAGAGAGGUGGUUAGAAUAUGUCUGUGUAUCUUGUUCUGUGGAUGGUGAUCAUCUUACCACACUUUCGUCCUGGAAGUAACUUAAAUUGGUUUGGCGUGAUGACACUAGGCUACAUGCUAUUGCUCUGGAGGCAAGAAACCUCCAAGAGGUGUUUCCAACCACCAUUCUGUUGACCUUUUUUGUAAGAUGAGAUAUUACACAGCUGUGUAUCAAGUAAUUUCACAGACAUCUCCUGUAAAAAGUCUUUAAGAGAGAUCUAGUUCUGUGGAUUGUGGGAUACAAUAAAAUGUUUUUGUUUGUAA
This is a messenger RNA of Sardina pilchardus (European sardine), 2981 nucleotides long. RefSeq names its product anaphase promoting complex subunit 5 (gene anapc5). The transcript has 17 exons. NCBI's taxonomy places the organism in Eukaryota, Metazoa, Chordata, Actinopteri, Clupeiformes, Clupeidae. Gene Ontology annotation, biological process: protein K11-linked ubiquitination; positive regulation of mitotic metaphase/anaphase transition; anaphase-promoting complex-dependent catabolic process. Gene Ontology annotation, molecular function: protein binding. Bases 358 to 2673 code for a protein of 771 amino acids. Gene Ontology annotation, cellular component: anaphase-promoting complex. The record is from RefSeq and is a predicted model, not a curated record.